UUUUCCCUUAAUUGUAUGUUUGCAAUAAAUUUUUAAUCACAUAGGAAACAUGUAAAUUGGCCAAAAUAAAAGAGUUUGCAUCGAUUGAUCAUCGACCCACCAAACCCGGCGGCGCAACUCAACCAUUUCCGGCAGCCACCAGCACUGAAACCCACCUAUUGUCUUUGGUGUUCCUUUUGAUCUUCGACCAAGUUAUUCUCUCUCUUCUUGGUCUCUUUCAAUGGAGGCGAAGCUUUGGGGGCCCACCUCCACUUCCAUUUCCAGUCCCCUUUGUUCCAAGAUCUCAAGACACGUUUCCGCCUUUCGUAUUCCCGAUCGAGGUCUACUCAACAAUGGCAUUCUGUCAAUCCGAGCUUCUGCCGUUGGGCGUGGACAGAAAAGUAGGGUAGACGAGACUGAAAGCUACACACUUGAGGGUAUUAGAAAUUCUUUGAUACGUCAAGAGGAUAGCAUUAUAUUCAGUCUUGUUGAACGAUCUCAGUUUUGUUAUAAUGCUGAGACGUAUGAUCCCAAUCUUUUCAACAUGGAUGGAUUUUGUGGCUCUUUGGUUGAGUACAUGGUCAAAGAAACCGAAAAGCUUCAUGCAAAAGUCGGGAGAUACAAGAGCCCGGAUGAGCAUCCUUUUUUCCCGGACGACUUACCUGAUCCACUUUUGCCGCCAUUGGAGUAUCCACUAGUGCUUCACCAUGCAGCAAAUUCAAUCAAUAUUAAUAUCCAAAUAUGGAACAUGUACUUCAAGAAUCUCCUUCCAAGAUUAGUUAAAAAUGGUGAUGAUGGUAACUAUGGUUCAGCUGCAACUUGUGAUACAAUGUGCCUGCAGGCCCUGUCAAAAAGAAUUCAUUAUGGCAAAUUCGUGGCUGAAGCGAAAUUCCGAGCCUCCCGCAAUGUCUAUGAAGUCGCCAUCAAAGCUCAAGAUGGGGCCCAACUGAUGGAUUUGUUAACAUACGCAGCAGUGGAAGAGGCAGUUAAGAGGAGGGUUGAGAUGAAAACCGAGACUUAUGGGCAAGAAGUAACCAUGAAUGGAGUUGGAGAGAAAGCCGAGCCAGUGUAUAGAAUAAAUCCUGCCUUAGUUGCCGAGCUGUAUGGGGAUUGGAUCAUGCCUUUGACAAAACAGGUCCAGGUUGAGUACCUAUUGAGAAGACUUGAUUAAAGGAUAGUUUCAAAAGACAAAUUAUCUAAAUUUAAUGAGACUGAAAGUGCAUUGUUCCCAAAAUGAGAAAAUAUUUAAAAUUUUAUUAGACAUCCUAUGAUAACAUGAAUUGAAUUGGGUGACAGAAGUAAUUAACUUGUUUUUCAUGUGUUUGCGUAUGGUAUGGUGACUCGAGAGAACUUAGGGGUAAAUCAUACCAUGGAUUAGGUUACUUGUAAUGUGGACUCCCAUCUCAAAUGUAAUGUAGUGUGUUUCUAUUUAUUUUUGUACUUAGAUGUGUAACAAUAAUUGAGAGGAAAUAAAUGUGAGUGGGUUACACUUGAUUAUUUUUUUUAUUUUUAUUUUU
This is a messenger RNA of Striga asiatica, 1496 nucleotides long. The record is from the annotation of a GenBank genome assembly. Lineage: Eukaryota; Viridiplantae; Streptophyta; Magnoliopsida; Lamiales; Orobanchaceae.